Oryzias latipes (Japanese medaka) is the source of this 2467-nucleotide messenger RNA. RefSeq names its product protein kinase C and casein kinase substrate in neurons 3 (gene pacsin3). NCBI's taxonomy places the organism in Eukaryota, Metazoa, Chordata, Actinopteri, Beloniformes, Adrianichthyidae. Gene Ontology annotation, biological process: plasma membrane tubulation; regulation of endocytosis; cytoskeleton organization. Gene Ontology annotation, molecular function: phospholipid binding; protein binding. The record is from RefSeq and is a predicted model, not a curated record. Gene Ontology annotation, cellular component: cytoplasm; plasma membrane; endosome.
AGACACGCCAGCAGCCUUCAGAGGGGAGAGACACGCGUGUCCGCGCGGAAGAGAAACACUUUUUCUUUCUGCUCACGGAGGAAAAGUUCACCGCAAGCAGAGAGAAACAUCAAGACCUGCACAAGUUUCCCGCCGAAGAGGAGCUGUGAAGAUCGGCUGUUCUGGUCGCGUGAACGGCCGAGUGCGGGGAAGAAACCCGCGGGAUGUGGACGGAGCAGUGAAGACCACGUCUCGACAGCAGCCCCGGGGGCAAUCUGCUGCAGCUCUGCGCCUCCGAGCCGGGGCAAAACAGGAAAACAGUUGGAGGCUGAGGGAGAAUGGAGUAGUCCCACCGUACUGACCGGGUUUAACCAAAACGAUCAUCUGGACUUGGAGGAGUGACAAAACAUUUCAUGAUAGGAGGCCGUACAGCAGGGCUGGGAGUCACUGGUCUCUUGUGCAGCCGCCAUCAUUCGGUGCUGCAAGGCCGACCCCAGCAUGUCUUCAAACGGAGACCUGGGUUCGCUCGGGAGCUCGGACAGCUUCUGGGAGCCCGGAAACUACAAAAGGACGGUGAAGCGAAUCGAUGACGGUCACCGGCUCUGCAGCGAGCUCAUCAGCUGCUUUCAGGAGCGGGCAAAGAUCGAGAAGAGCUACUCGCUCCAGCUGAGUGACUGGGCCAAGAGGUGGAGGGGCAUCGUGGAGAAAGGGCCCCAGUACGGCACUCUGGAGAAGGCGUGGCACGCCUUCAUGCAGGCGGCAGACAGCCUCAGCGAGCUGCACAUGGAGCUGCGCCAGCGGCUGGCGGUUGAAGACAGCGAGAAGGUGCGCAGCUGGCAGAAAGACGCCUUCCACAAGCAGCUGAUGGGCGGCCUGCGAGAAACCAAGGAGGCAGACGACGGCUUCCGUAAAGCUCAGAAGCCCUGGGUGCGCAAGCUGAAGGAGGUGGAGUCCAGUAAGAAGAGCUACCAUCAGGCCAAGAAGGAGGAGUGGACCGCCGCCAACAGGGAAACGCACGCCAAGGCCGACCCGUCCAAGUCCCAGGAGGAAGUUCGCAAAUUCACCAACCGCACCGAGCGCUGCAGCCAGGAGGCAGAAAAGGCGAAGGAGCGCUACCUGAAGUGUCUGGAGGAGCUGAACCGCUGCAACCCUCGUUACAUGGAGGACAUGGAGCAGGUGUUUGACCUCACCCAGGAGGCCGAGCGGAAGAGGCUACGAUUCUUCAAAGAAGCUCUACUGGACAUCCACACACACCUUGACCUGUCCGCCAAGGAGAGCUUCAAAGGCCUGUACCGGGACCUGGGUCAGACCAUCCGAGCAGCCAACGACAGCGAAGACCUGCGCUGGUGGAGGAACACCCACGGACCCGGCAUGAGCAUGGGCUGGCCACAGUUUGAGGAAUGGACUCCUGAAGCCAGCCGCUCCAUCAGCAGGAAGGAGCGAGGAAGACUCUCGGAGGACAACGUUGUCACUCUCACUAACAUCGUCUCCUCAGGUGGAGUUGAGGCUCCGCCCAGCCCCAUCACCGUGGAUACUGGAAGGGUGAAGGAUUAUUCGUCCGACUGGUCGGAUGACGAGAGUCCGAAGAAGGCGGGGGCUGUGAACGGCGUGGGCGAGUUUGACCCGGAUGAGGGGCGGACGGAGGGGGUGCCGGUCCGAGCCCUCUAUGAUUACACGGGUCAGGAGGCCGACGAGCUCAGCUUCAAAGCAGGUGAGCAGCUGCUGAAGCUGGGGGAGGAAGAUGAGCAGGGCUGGUGUAAAGGACAGCUGAGCAGUGGGCAGGUGGGCCUCUACCCAGCCAACUACGUUCAAGCCGCCUCCUCCUGAUGACGGGCCGCCCUCCUGCCACGAUCGACCCGACCCGGUUCAGACCAGAACACUGUGAGUCCGCAUGGACCGGGGUCUGCAGACCACAAACCGGGGAAGGUUGGGGUCAGACCGCGGUUAGGCGGGAGGCCGCAGAGGGAAACGUCCGGCCUUCGUCCCUCAGGAGGAGCCGGCUCCACGCCGACCUGUUGUUCCACGUCUCAAAAAUGUCCCCUGAGGCCCGAGGCGGCUCGCCUCUUCUGCGUUCAGAGACGGACACUCAAGCCAAGCCGCGCAGCUUCCUGAGGUUUAUGUCCAUCUAAACGUUUGUGGAACUCCGUUGGACUUUGACCUUUGGUUCUGGGUUUCAUGAAUUUAAAAUUUCAACUUUUUGUGGUUUAGUUUAGAUUUGCAAUGGACUCUUCCAGCUGGUGCCGCCUUUUUGUUGGAAACGUUGAUGGUUUUUACCGUUUUCUUCUUUCCUUUGCAGUCAGUUAAACCGAAGGUGUUGGGGGGGGUCAUUUUUUCUCUCAUUUCAUCGGUUGUCAUCCCGCUUCAGGGACUUUCCUUCUCUGCCGCUCUGCUGAUGUGAACGUCUAGACUAACCUGUAACCUCUGAAUGUGAGGAAGAGGAGGAUGGACGCUCUGUCACGCUGAAAUAAAGAGCUUUCUGCACCUGGAA